This is a messenger RNA of Brassica rapa (field mustard), 1777 nucleotides long. RefSeq names its product auxin-responsive protein SAUR21. Lineage: Eukaryota; Viridiplantae; Streptophyta; Magnoliopsida; Brassicales; Brassicaceae. The record is from RefSeq and is a predicted model, not a curated record. Gene Ontology annotation, biological process: response to auxin.
UCGGUUUUCGGGUUAUUCGGAUUGGGAUGUUUAGGAACCGUUUAGGAACCGAAAAUUUUUCGGAUCGGUUCGGUUCGGAUAAUGUCGGGUUCGGGUCGGGUUUCUAUAUUUUUAUAAAACCCGAAAUAGAACCGUAUUACAAAUAAUUCGGGUUUGGUUCGGGUUUAAAACCCAAAAAUCCCGAAAACAUGAGCUAAACCCGGAAAAAACCGAAAAUAUAUUCGGGUUAUUCGGGUAGUUCGGAUUUUUUAAGAUAUUUUUUAUUUAUAAAUUAUAUUUUUAUAUAUUAAAAUUUAAAAUAUUCAAAAUAUUCAAAAUAUUCGGGUACCCGUUCGGUUCUCGGUUCGGUCCCGGUUCGGUUUCGGUUUUUCGGAUUUAGAAAUAUAAGAACCGUUCGGGUUUCUGUAAUUUUUGGUCCGGUUUCCGUCCCGGUUUUUUCGGUUCGGUUCCGGUUCGGUUUUCGGGUUUCGGAUAAUAUGCCCAGGACUAAUUGAGUGUGUGACAAUAAACUAAAAAACAAAACUCUAUAUUCACAUCACAAGGGACUGUUUUUUCUAGACAUAUGCUAUUGUCUAUGAUAAAGACCAGCAAGUUUCUGUUCUUCAUGUUCUGUGGUGAUCAUAUUCUCUCAUCUCCGUUUUCUAAAUGGAUUAAAAUUAAUAAGAAAGUAAAGUGGGGACCUGAAGUUUCUCAACAACAGAACAACCAGUCUCUGUCACAGGUUAAGUUGUUCUUUGAUUAUAUCCACUACUAGGAUCACACAUGACAAUUUUCGUUUCCUGUCAUCUGUCAUAUCUACAAGACAGAACCAUGUGAAACUCUUGUUUGUGUGUGUCCCAUGCUUCCAAUGGUUCCAAGUUUGUUUUCAGUCUUUCAUCAAUCUAUUUAUACAUCCAGAGACAGAGCCAACUCUUCAAUCACCAAGUACCAAAAGCAAUACAAACCUUGAAUCUGAGCAUCUAAACUGUUCUAAGAAGCUUCAGAUUUCAAUUUUUCCAGACACAAGAAAUGGCUUUGCUCAGAGGUCUCUUGGGUGCAAAGAAGAUUAUUAACUUUUCUGUAGCGGCUACAAGCAAAAGAACAGUUUCAGUGCCAAAGGGGUUUCUUGCGGUGUACGUUGGUGAAGACCAGGUGCAGAAGAAGAGAUAUUUGGUGCCUAUCUCAUAUUUAAACCAGCCUUCUUUUCAAGCUCUUCUUGGUAAAUCGGAGGAAGAGUUUGGAUUUGAUCAUCCAAUGGGUGGCUUAACGAUUCCUUGUCCUGAAGAUACCUUCAUCAAUGCGACUUCCCAGCUUCAGUGAUGAUGAAGAAGAAAAAAACUGACAUUAGUUUAGCCUGAGUUAGAGAGAAAAUUAUUCAAUGUAUCUAUGUUAACGUUUUUCAUCACUCUUUGUGAAAUAGAGUUAUUCAAGAGGCUACAAAAUGCAAAUGUGUAUGUCAUAGUUCCGUGUAAAAACAAUGGUUUCAAUUAUACAACAGCAGCAAGUUUUCUGAGAAUAUUUUUAUCUUUCUUGCAUGCAUAAUUGAUAAUUGUCUACGUAUCCAUAUUAGUAGCAGGAGAAAGUUGUGAGACCCAUAUAUGCUUUUGUUUACGAUCCCAGUCAUCUCACAACACAAUCAAAUUACCCCAAAGACUGCAGAGGAUACCUCAUUAAGACAGGACAAUCAGUGAAUACUUACUUGACAACGAUGUAACUCGUCAUACAGACUACAGUCAAUAAAUCAUCCUUUCUUGAUUAGUAUCUGAGUAGAGUCAUGUGGAACGCUGUUUGGAAAGAC